Messenger RNA from Pleuronectes platessa (European plaice), 6839 nucleotides. RefSeq names its product homeodomain interacting protein kinase 2 (gene hipk2). Gene Ontology annotation, biological process: smoothened signaling pathway; intrinsic apoptotic signaling pathway in response to DNA damage by p53 class mediator; positive regulation of transcription by RNA polymerase II. The coding region runs from base 141 to 2624 and encodes 827 amino acids. Gene Ontology annotation, molecular function: transcription coactivator activity; transcription corepressor activity; ATP binding. Gene Ontology annotation, cellular component: PML body; nucleus; cytoplasm. The record is from RefSeq and is a predicted model, not a curated record. NCBI's taxonomy places the organism in Eukaryota, Metazoa, Chordata, Actinopteri, Pleuronectiformes, Pleuronectidae. The transcript has 13 exons.
UGUGUCCUUGUCAGUCAACGCAGUGUCUCGAUGAAGCACCAGCUCUGCUCGGGCUUGGGACUAAACAACUCUGUCUCCAUUUCUCUCUCCACAGGGCUCCAGAGAUCAUCCUGGGCCUGCCGUUCUGCGAGGCCAUCGACAUGUGGUCCCUGGGCUGUGUGAUAGCGGAGCUCUUCCUGGGAUGGCCCCUCUACCCCGGAGCCUCGGAGUUCGAUCAGAUCCGGUACGUCUCCCAGACACAGGGUCUGCCUGCAGAGUAUCUGUUGAGUGCAGGGACGAAGACCACCAGGUUCUUCAACAGAGACCCCGACUCCACCUACCCCCUCUGGAGACUCAAGACUCAAGAGGACCACGAGGGCGAAACGGGGAUCAAGUCGAAGGAGGCUCGAAAGUACAUCUUCAACUGUCUGGACGAUAUGGCGCAGGUGAACAUGUCCUCGGACCUGGAGGGGACCGAGAUGCUGGCGGAGAAGGCCGACCGCCGGGAGUUCAUCGACCUGUUAACCAAGAUGCUGACCAUCGACGCGGACAAGAGGAUCACCCCCAUCGAAACGCUCAACCACCCCUUCGUCACCAUGUCACACCUCCUCGAUUUCCCGCACAGCACACACGUGAAGUCAUGCUUCCAAAACAUGGAGAUCUGUAAGCGUCGUGUCAACAUGUACGACCCGGUCAACCAGAGCAAGACGCCCUUCAUCACCCACGUGGCCCCCAGCACCUCCACCAACCUCACCAUGACCUUCAACAACCAGCUGAACACUGUGCACAGCCAGGCCGCCAACCUGGCUCCCUCCUCCACCAACAAUGCCACCCUUUCCUUUGCAAGUCCCGAUGUCUCCAUACUAAACUACCAAUCUGCACUCUACCAGCCUGCAGCUGCCUCCAUGGCAGCGGUGGCCCAGAGGAGCAUGCCCCUGCAGCCGGGGGCUCCUCAGCUCUGCGCCGCCCGGCCCGACCCCUUCCAGCAGGCGCUCAUCGUCUGCCCACCUGGCUUCCAAGGGCUGCAGGCGUCCCCUUCCAAGCACACCAGUUACUCUGUGCGGAUGGAGAACGCCGUUCCCAUCGUGACGCAGGCCCCUGGUGCCCAGCCCCUGCAGAUCCAACCCGGUCUGCUCACACAGCAGGCCUGGCCCAGCGGCACCCAGCAGAUCCUGCUGCCUCCAGCCUGGCAGCAGCUCACCCACACCUCAGUCCAGCAUGCCACUGUCCUCCCCGACUCCAUGAGCGGCGCACAAUCUCUCGCCAACUGGAGGAAUCCCCACCCUCAUGGCAGCCAUUAUAAUCCCAUCAUGCAGCAGCCAGCCUUGUUGGCUGGGCACGUCACACUCCCAUCCAACCAGACGCUUAAUGUGGGAGUGGCACAUGUUAUGAGGCAACACUCGACUAAUAACAACUCCUCUUCCAAAAAGAACAAACAGCACCAGAUGACUGCCAGGAACAUGUCGGCCUAUGAGGUGUCGUCCUCGCAGGCCGUGCUGUCCCCGCAGCGCUCGAAGAGGGUGAAGGAGAACACGCCCCCGCGCUGUGCCGUGCUGCAGAACGGCUCGGCCCCCAACAACUGUCCGCCCCCGCAGCCGUGUGGCGGCGGCGGGUGGGGGGCUGGCGAAGCCGAGCAGGCCUCCAGCACCACGCGCGACCAUCAGCACCAGCACCACGUCCCCAGACAGACCAUCAUCAUCCCCGACACGCCCAGUCCGGCAGUCAGCAUCAUCACCAUCAGCAGUGACACGGAUGAGGAAGAGGACCGAAAACAAAACAAACGCUCAACUUCAAAGCAAAGGAAGAAUGUCAUCAGCUGCGUGACGGUCCACGACUCCCCCGACUCCGACUGCUCCAGCAACAGCCCCUACACUGUGCAGUCCAGACCCCCCAACAACAACAGCUACGACACAAAGAACACCAUACUGGACAACUACAACAACGGGAACCCCCGCACCAUCAUCAUCCCCCCUCUCAAGACCCAGAACAUCGAGGUCCCGAUUGAAUGUGAGCGCCUGAUGACAGAUGCAAUGAACCAUCAUAAUUCAGCUUACAAGUUCAAAUCCAACAUGAUGUCUGGCAAUAAUCACAUACCAGGUUGCAUCACUGGAGGCGGGUCCUACCGACAGCAGCGCUCAGGGCCACACCCCCUCCAGCAGCAGCCCCUCAAUCUCAGCCAGGCCCAGCAGCACAUGGUAGCAGAGCGAAACGGAGGUCAUCGGCGCCAGCAGGCCUACAUCACCCCCACCAUCGCCACUCAGGCCCCCUACUCCUUCCAUCACAACAGCCCCUCUCACACGGGGAACGUCCACGCGCACCUGGCUGCCGCACACCUGCCCAGCCAGCCCCACCUCUACGCCUACACAGCCCCCGCUGCUCUGGGCUCCACCGGAACAGUGGCCCACCUGGUGGCGACGCAAGGCACGGCGCGCCACGCGGUCCAGCACGGAAGCUACCCGCCGAGCCUCGUCCACCAGGUCCCGGUCAGCAUGGGCCACAGCGUGCUGCCCUCGCCCACAAUGCACCACAGUCAGUACCAGGCCCAGUUUGCCCACCAGGCCUACAUCAGCGCCUCGCCCGCCUCCGCUGUCUACACUGGAUACCCGCUGAGCCCCACCAAGGUCAACCAGUACCCAUACCUCUAGAGAAAGACACUGACUGACACUGGAGAGCCUGACCCAGCACUGCUGCUUCCCCCUCCAACCCGCCCGCACCCCCCCCUCGACGCCCUGAACAUCCUCUCCUCAACCUCAGACAUACACAGGGACAGAGGAACAUGCAAUCCUCACAAAACUUCACGUAUGACUUGACGAUGUAACGAGAGAGAAAAAACAAACGAAAAGAUUCACAGCCUCUCUGGAAAGGAAAGAUGGGGGUUGGUUUUUUUGAGGGGAACUGUUCAAGAUGUUUUCUUUCACUUUUGUUUUCUUCCUCCUGAAAGGGCCAGUUUUGUUUUUUUUGUUGCUUUUAUUUCCCUAUUCUUCGCUUUAUUUUUACGAGGAAAGAAACGUCUCAUUAGUUUCACAGGGAGGUUUUUGAACGAGGCCUUUUGGGACAGCGGAGAUUUUCCGGUUUUGUUUUUAUUUUUAUUUCCCCCCCUCUUCAAUUUGGGAAGUGACUGUUGAACAGGGGUUACUGACUGGAAGUUUGGAAUCCCAAGAGAUGUUUUUGGGAGAAGGUGAAAUACGGAAAACCUGCUGCUCUUCAAAGAAAAAAAAAAAUAUUGAUGGCCUUGAACUGUCUUAAUAUUUCCAAAUCAUUCAUGGCGUGGGGAGUAAAGAGAAGAGAGGCAUCUUCCCCCACUCCACCUUCUCCGGUCGAGGAGGCUUCUGGAAAUAUAACCAACAGAAGACAACAAACUUUUUAGUGUAUUUAUAGAUAUUUGUUUUUUCUUUUGUUGGGUUUCACCUUUUACGAUGAUACUUCAGUUUUAGCUAGGUGUCUUAGCUGGGGCCCCGUUCUUAGAAUGUAGCAGUCAGCACCUGUUUGUUUGAAAGAUUCUUUUAUCUCCUGAUACCAAUAGAUUUAUUUGUUCCUUUUUACUUUUCAAUGUGAUUGCACAAAGUGGUUAUAAUAACAUAGGCAUGUACAACGUGAUUGUCUGUGUGUGCUACUGUCAGCCAUGCGUGUGUAGUCCACUCCCUCAGAACCCUCUUCAGUCUGUAGGUUUUUGACCAUUGUUCCCUCGUAGUGCCUUACAGAUAUGACAACACAGUUUACUCGGCUUGGAUCCCUGAAGCCACAAGAGACUAUAGCUAUACUUAGAGAGACAUGAUUCCCUGGUUUCUCCAUCCGGGUCGGGGCAGUCGUAGCUCUCUUCCAGGUGUAGGCUCAGCCCUGGCUGUUUCUCGUCGUGAGCGUAUAGAUUAAUGGAGAUUAACGUCGGCUUCGGUAUCACGCUGAGCUCCUUUAUGAUGUGUGCAUGAGAUAACUUGCCUGGGGUACUUACCAAAGUCGUAGAUUAAAUUCUUGUUACACGCGCUCUGGAUAUUCAUGUAAAUAGGAAAAAUGUACAUUAUAGCUGUAGCUGUAAACCUCUUCUCACGGUGGAGCCCCGACAUGUGGCGUUUGUUUGGCAUAUAUUUGUUUUUUGGGGGGGAAAUCACACAAGGGAAUGCAUGCGUCGUGAUUACAGAGCAGAGAUUUUUUCGCUCGGUUUUCCAGGGGAUGAGUUGCAGUACAAUGUUUUUUUUGCGACACAGUAAAGGUCGUUUUUGUUGUUGUUGUUGUUGUUGUUGUUGUUUUAAAGGUUAAAAGCUAGUCCGAAAGAAGGGCCUGACAGAAAGUGAUUGUUGCCGUGAGGGUGAGUCUGUGAGGCUAGCGAUAGCCCGGCUGCAGCAGAGAGACAGAGGAUCGAUGGGUUGUUUGAGAGAGAGAGAGAGAUGCUGUGUAGUGAAGGGACCGGUGGAGGGCGUGGGGUCAGUUUAGGUAGGGACUGCGGGGGGGGGCAAACUCUCUAUCUUAAAUGAGACUUCAAAGGGUAGCAAGUUGGCACUGAGCAGGUUGAUAGUAACACUGAGCCCGGGUGGUCGUAGGAGGCACCGCCUUACCUGAACGCACACGUAGAAUUCUGACAUGAAGCCUUUUUAUUGUCUUUUUUGUUUUUUUUGGGAAGUCGUUCGUUGUGUUUUGAGGUUUUCGUCAUCGUAGAGCUGCAGGAAACAGAGCAGACGGGAAAUGCCAGAGCGUACACCUGGAAGGGCGCCUCGUGGACGAUUCGUCUCCACUGUCCAUUUGUCUUCGAUUAUAAAAAAAUAAAUAAGGAAAGAAAAACCAGACACACCACAGACAUCGCCACGCCAGCCGGACGUGGAAGCCGAACACUUAGAGAACCAAUAGGGCUGUCGCUUUUUUAUCUGUUUGCUGCUCGAUUUCAUUUAUUCUCGAAAGCCGACCGAUACAAAUAAUCUCCUCUGUUCACCUCUGUCCUCUUGACCGUGGGCACAUCCGAACUCUUAGUGAAGGCCUUCCCCUCUUCUUCAUGGUAUGCCACAGUACUUGCAUUUGAAGUGAUUAUGUUUCUUUUGUUUUGUUUUGUUUUUUAACUUAACCUUAUCUUGAACUCUUUUGGACAUGGCUGUAGUAGGCUACAUGUUGUGUUUCAUUUUUUAGAGAUUGUUGCAAUAAUUCUUGUGGACGUUUUAUCAGAGUAUGUGUGUGUUUUUAUUAAAUGUCAGGCUCAUUUCUACUUUGUAACCCGGGCGUUGAUGUACAGUGAUAUUUAGUAUUCCAUGGAGGUGGGUGCACCUGUGUAAAGUGCUGAUGGUAGUAAGUGUUGAGUUGAUGAUAAUCCAACAGGGGGGGGGGGGGCUCUUAUAGAUAUGUAGGGUGCCACUUGGUCCAUCAUCCUGGUACUUGUUCCCCCUCUCCACUUCCCCCCCCCCCCAUCAGCUCCAGCAUGCAAAGCCUUGGGUCGGGCACUUAAAGAUGUGAUUACAUUGAACGUUGCCUGUUACAUCUUCUCUUGUUCUGUUCGUUGUCUUUUUAUCUUUUAUUUUAUUUGAUCUACUUAAUUUCCUCUUCGUCAUUUGGGGGCCUAAGCACACGUGCAUAAGGGAGAUGAUUAUUAUUAUUAUUUUAUUGUCAUUGAAAAAUCUUCUGGCUCCUCUGUUUUGAGACAGACUACUGAAACAUUCCACUGUUGGAGGGAAUUUGGCGUUACCCAUGAUACACUGCUGUCUUGUCCCCCCCCCCCUCCCACCCCCACCCCCUGUCAGAAUUUCCCUGUCGCUGUGCUCUUGACUUUUCUGUCCGCUCCUCCCACCAAAGAAUGAAACAGAUUGACACAUGUACAGCACAGCACAGAACAGUACAAGCAAUCCUCUCUACACCACCGCGAGAGCAGAUAGGCAAUAACUCCUUUUCAUGUCGAUGUUUUUAAAAAACCUGCCAAGCGAGCGGGUUCCUGCACGGAGAGGAUUUCACGUAGCUAACGCACACAGCUCCAUCUUGACUUCAAAUCAACACAUUCAACUUUCUCUGGUGUUUCGUUUGACUCCACACACUUGGCCCCUGUCGAUAGGCUGACUGAUCAAUGAUUAUUAUUAUUUUUAUGAGUAACCUCCUCUCUCCAAAUUGUUUUAUAAGCCAGUUAUUUUGUUUUUAUGUUGUUCAUGUUGUAGCUUUAUCGGUGUAUUUGUUGAAAAAACGUUAUGGUGUGACAUCGAAUAGAAUGAUCUUUUAAAAAUGAAUUAAUCAAAAAAAGACAAAAGGAAAAAAGUACCAGGUAAACCUUUAAAAAUGUGGUCACCCGCACAAAAUGAAUGUAACAUGUGACCCGCGACAUCUGAAAUGGCUUUAGAUUCUCUCUCCUCUGUGGGUGACCACUCAUUUGAUUUCACUGUUUGUGGCCAUGCAUGAUGCAAUAAUUACACAUCAGCUCUCCAGCAGAAUCCCAUACGAGACAAAUAAUGUCAAAUUACCACUGUCCUCAUGAUUAGGGGGGGGUUUAGAGAAUAAUCACUAUUUUCACAAAUGAAAGCAUCCAAUUAAGAGAAGCCCUGUGUGCGCAGCGUUGUGGAGGAAAACGUGACGUGUAUGAUGUGUGUUCAUCUUUCACAUAACCAAUGUUUUGUGUUUGGUUUUUAAGAGGGGGGAAUCAGACAUGUGAGCGUUAACGUAGAUCGACUGACCUUACAAUUACCAAAAUGUUCUUAAGUAGAGUGUAAAGAAAUGUUGUGUGUUGUUGAGGUGAGUGUAGCCUGCCCAGCUAGUGGCUUUAUUGUUAGAGUACUGCCUUCUAAAAAAAAAACUAAAAAACAAGGAUACCUCUGAAGCUUUAAGGUGACAUUCGAAUCAGAGAAAACAGAAUAAGGCAGAAUCUCACUCUCUAUAUAGAGCCUGGCGUUCUUCUACUGAAU